AUGGCGGCAUUCGCGCGAACGCUCAACCUCAUGUACCGCAUGGCCAUCCCGGCCUCGGCGGGCGCAUUCCUCCUCUCACAGUCCAUUUAUGACGUCCGCGGCGGCACGAGGGCCGUCAUCUUCGACAGGCUGUCCGGAGUCAAGGAGGACGUCGUCAACGAGGGCACGCACUUCCUUGUCCCCUGGCUGCAGCGCAGCAUCAUCUUCGACGUGCGCACCAAGCCCAGGAACAUCGCCACGACCACCGGCAGCAAGGAUCUCCAGAUGGUCAGCCUGACGCUGCGAGUCCUGCACCGGCCGGACGUCAAGGCCCUGCCAAAGAUUUACCAGAACCUCGGCGCAGACUACGAUGAGCGAGUCCUCCCCUCCAUCGGCAACGAGGUCCUCAAGGCCAUCGUCGCCCAGUUCGACGCCGCCGAGCUCAUCACCCAGCGCGAGGCCGUCUCCCAGCGCAUCCGCAGCGACCUGACGCGCCGCGCCGCCGAGUUCAACAUUGCCCUCGAGGACGUCUCCAUCACGCACAUGACCUUUGGCCGCGAGUUCACAAAGGCCGUCGAGCAGAAGCAGAUUGCCCAGCAGGACGCCGAGCGCGCGCGCUUCAUCGUCGAAAAGGCCGAGCAGGAGCGCCAGGCCAGCGUCAUCCGCGCCGAGGGCGAGGCCGAGAGCGCCGAGACCAUUAGCAAGGCCAUUGCCAAGGCCGGCGACGGGCUGGUGCAGAUCAGGAAGAUCGAGGCGAGCCGCGAGAUUGCGCAGGCCUUGUCGGCGAACCCCAACGUGGCGUAUCUGCCUUCGGGAGGCAAGGGAGGCGGCGGCAGUCAGUAUCUGCUGUCUGUGGGCAGGGUGUAA
Messenger RNA from Trichoderma citrinoviride, 846 nucleotides. RefSeq lists its product as hypothetical. Gene Ontology annotation, biological process: mitochondrion organization. The record is from RefSeq and is a predicted model, not a curated record. The coding region runs from base 1 to 846 and encodes 281 amino acids. The transcript is spliced from 2 exons. Lineage: Eukaryota; Fungi; Ascomycota; Sordariomycetes; Hypocreales; Hypocreaceae. Gene Ontology annotation, cellular component: mitochondrion; membrane.